Messenger RNA from Pseudomyrmex gracilis, 1321 nucleotides. RefSeq lists its product as uncharacterized. The transcript is spliced from 9 exons. The coding region runs from base 108 to 1229 and encodes 373 amino acids. The record is from RefSeq and is a predicted model, not a curated record. NCBI's taxonomy places the organism in Eukaryota, Metazoa, Arthropoda, Insecta, Hymenoptera, Formicidae.
GCGGUCCUAAUUGUAAGACGAUUUAUAGAACUGUUGUUAUUUAUAAAAUUAAACACACAUACAAACACAUUUAACAAUCGGCAACAAAAUAAGAAGUUUUAUAUACAAUGUCAAAAGACAGUAGUGAAACAUAUAAUGAAGCAUGUGCCUCUUCGAGCCAGUCUGUUACGGUACAGAAGAGAAAAACGAAACAGUUAUCAAAGCAAGAUCUAAAAUAUUCCGUUGUCAAAUUUAAUGAAGAAUAUGAAGAAAACGAAACAUAUUCUGUGAUUCCAACCUUCUGGUUAAAAGAUGAUAAAUACACUUAUUGGCCAAAAAAAGACACACGUAAUUCUAUUAUAAAAUGCAAGAAACCACGCAAUGAUUGGAUUCUGUAUCCAAUUACUGUUCUCGCCAAAUAUGAUUCAUANGAACAACCUUUAAAAAAAGAAAAGAGAUUGAUGGAAGACAAAAAUAGUAAUACUGAAUCAGAAAAUUUAGGCCGCGGAUUUAGGAAAAAAAUGAUUCCAAAUCGUUUUGAAAAGGAGAACGAUAAUUAUAGUGAUUCGAGCAAGACUGAUGAAGAAGAAGCCAGCAGUGAUAACGAUUCGAUUCCUGAUAAGACUUUAGAUGAACAAGAUAUUGAUGUCGACCAAAAUGUUAGUGACAGGGAUACACAAAUUCUAAAUAUCGAUGAAAUUCCUGUUAUUAUAGAAACAGAGAACAAUAAUAUUUCUGUGAAUAAUACUAAGCAAACUCUUGAUUCUAUUCUACGUUACGUUAUUGAAAUAAAAAUUUUAUGUACACGAUUAGAUAAUCGUUUACAUAAUUUGGAAAAUGGUAAUCAUGUAAUAAAUAAUCAUAAUAUUGAUAUGAUUCCACAAUUACCAAUGAAUCAAAUUGAAGACAUUAAUAAUUUUGAAGCUAUAUUAGUGGCAGAAGAAGCACAAUCACAAUUGGUCAAUAUGUUGGUUAUGAUUGGUGGUGUUACACCAAAAGACGCAAUGAAAAGAGCAUUGCAAAAAUUGUUUACCAACAAUCUCGCUUCGAAAUGCUCUUGGACCGGAGCAAAAAACAACUUUAAAUUAAGAGAUUUAAAAAUUAUUACUUGCAUAAAAUCUGCUAUAAAAAAAAGUUGUCCUGCCAUUACAGAAGCGGAGUUUGAAGAAAAUUUAAACACUUGGUUCAGACAAGCAAAUCUCCGAUUAAUUCGCGAAAAUGCGAAAGCUAAUGCAGCAAAUAACAUAUAAAUAACUUUUUCUCUCAUUUUUAAAGACUGUAUAUUGCAAUCUGUGAUUUGAUUGACACGUUCACGCGCGCGCGCGCGCGCGCGCACACACAC